AACAGUAGCCAGCCAGUAGCCCAGUAGUUAUAAUUGGUCCCACAACACUAGAACACAUAUCCUGCUAGAUUUAUUUAUCACUACAAACUUCGAAAAAUCACUCACAUGGCCACCCACCCCACCAUCACCACCACCCACAAACCACCGCUCCUCCGCCGUCACUUCUGCCCUCCGAGAUACCCUCUUUCUCCAACCACACCUUUUCUCACUUCGCAUCUUAUUCGAAAUGUUCCCGUUGAUGUUUACAGCAAACGACGUCGUUUUGUUCUUGUUCCACCGCGUGCUUUCACUGUAGAUUUAUCGAAUCAUCUGGUUCGGGAUGCCGGAGCAACUGUUCUAGUUGUUUCUGGCGCCUAUGCUUUGGUUUCCAGUUUUGAUAAUCUUACACAACGCCAAAUCAUCGAACAGAGUUUAAGCAGAAAGCUGGUUCAUAUAUUAUCUGGAUUGCUUUAUAUGGGUUGCUGGCCAAUUUUUAGUACUUCAACGGAUGCUCGUUAUUUUGCUGCUUUAGUGCCCUUACUAAACUGUGCAAGGCUUCUUGUUCACGGUCUUUCCCUUGUAACCAAUGAAGAUCUCAUAAAAUCUGUCACUCGAGAAGGAAAACCAGAGGAAUUACUUAGAGGACCCCUAUAUUAUGUUUUGAUGUUGAUUCUAUCCACUGUUGUCUUCUGGCGCGAGUCGCCAAUUGGUGUGGUUUCACUUUCAAUGAUGUGUGGUGGUGAUGGUAUUGCAGAUAUCGUAGGUAGAAGAUUUGGAAUCCAUAAAAUUCCUUACAACAAACAGAAGAGUUGGGCCGGUAGCAUCUCUAUGUUUACAGUUGGUUUCUUAAUCUCAACCGGAAUGCUAUACUACUUCUCAAUCUUUGGGUAUUUCGAGCUAAACUGGCCGUUGACAAUUGAGCGAGUGGCGACGGUUGCAUUGGUGGCGACAUUGGUCGAGUCACUCCCCACAAAAGGAGGCCUAGAUGAUAAUAUCUCGGUUCCUUUGGUAAGCAUGUUAACUGCAUAUUUGAGUUUUGGCUUCCAACCUUAAUGCCAUAUUCUUUUAGUUGUAUAUCAUACUUUUAGUUGUAUGAUUUUAAAAAUUCUAUUGAUAAUGACGAAUAAUUCGAAGAUUAUUCAAGCACUUACCACUUCGUCA
Messenger RNA from Helianthus annuus (common sunflower), 1140 nucleotides. RefSeq names its product phytol kinase 1, chloroplastic. Gene Ontology annotation, biological process: vitamin E biosynthetic process. Gene Ontology annotation, molecular function: phytol kinase activity. Bases 106 to 1032 code for a protein of 308 amino acids. The transcript has 6 exons. The record is from RefSeq and is a predicted model, not a curated record. Gene Ontology annotation, cellular component: chloroplast. NCBI's taxonomy places the organism in Eukaryota, Viridiplantae, Streptophyta, Magnoliopsida, Asterales, Asteraceae.